Messenger RNA from Anoplopoma fimbria (sablefish), 2738 nucleotides. It is a transcript of the gene chmp6b, whose product is annotated as charged multivesicular body protein 6b. Bases 157 to 774 code for a protein of 205 amino acids. The record is from RefSeq and is a predicted model, not a curated record. The transcript is spliced from 8 exons. Lineage: Eukaryota; Metazoa; Chordata; Actinopteri; Perciformes; Anoplopomatidae. Gene Ontology annotation, biological process: late endosome to vacuole transport via multivesicular body sorting pathway; vesicle budding from membrane. Gene Ontology annotation, cellular component: ESCRT III complex; multivesicular body.
CUUCCUGGUGUGGGUGUGGCCACGAGAACAGACGACUACACAAAUCAUGGAGGAGACGCUGCAGUAACCUGCUUCCUACAAGUUGUUAAGAAAAAGAGUUAUAAAUCUGGUUUUUUUCCCCGUGGUUGUGUGCUGUAGCUGGGAUGCUUUGUCAGAAUGGGAAAUCUUUUUGGGAAAAAGAAAAGCAGCCGAGUGACAGAACAAGACAAAGCGGUGCUGCAACUGAAACAGCAGAGAGAUAAGCUGAGGCAGUAUCAGAAGAGGAUCAACCUGCAGCUGGAGAAGGAGAGACUCCUAGCAAAGCAGCUGCUGAAAAAUGGCAGAAAAGAUAAAGCACUCCUCUUGCUGAAAAAGAAGCGCUACCAGGAUCAGCUUCUAGACAAGACGGAGAACCAGAUAGGAAACCUGGAGCGCAUGGUUCAGGACCUGGAGUUCGCCCAGAUCGAAUCUAAAGUCAUUCAAGGGUUGAAAGUUGGAAAUGAAUGUCUGAAGAAAAUGCACGAGGUGAUGUCUGUUGAAGAAGUGGAACGUAUUAUGGAUGAAACCCAGGACGCCAUCGAGUAUCAAAGGCAAAUAGACGACAUGCUGGCUGGUUCUUUCUCACAAGAGGAUGAAGAUGCUGUACUCGCUGAGCUGGAGGCCAUAACUCAGGGAGACGUUGAGCUUCCAGAAGUUCCUGAAGACGAGCUGCCGGAUGUCCCAGAGGCCAGGGAGAAGAAACCAGAGAGGGAACGUUCCAAAAAGAAGGAGGAGCGAGAGAUGCUCGCUGCCUAAAGAACGUGACGGGUUCUCCGUCAGCUGACCUGAUGGAUCUUCUCCACGAGUCCCUUCAUUUACCUUCAACCACACAAACAUGAACUGGAGAACUCUCCCUCUCUCCCCUCAGAGGCCUGUGAUGAGGUCACAGCAGCCUCUCUCUAUCAGAUACUGAGCUUCCUCCAUAAGAUCAUCACCCGGCUGCUGUUUGUCUUCGGCUGCUGAAUGUCGACUCAUGAGGGACUCAUCUGCUGGAGAAAUGCUGAACCAUGAAGACCUGUGAGAUCAGAUAACUGUGCCUAACCUUUGUUUCAUUAGUGUUCACCAACAAAUCACUUCACUUAAACGCAUGCAUGUGUUAGUCAUUGUAAAUCUUUGAGAUUUUCUGCCUCCUUUUAAGAACAAUGGAGGUUUUGACGCUCAAAAGUGAAAAUGUACUUUCCUUUAAAACACAGCAGCAACAUCCCUUUCCAGAAAACACUGCCUAAAUUUUAUCUGAUAAUGUGCUGCGAAACGUUUUUAUUGGGACUAAUCGCCACCAAAGAAAUACUAGAAGAAAAACGACAGAGAUGUAAAAAAAAUCGGACUAAAAUUAAACAGUUUUUUGGUCUUCAUCGUACAUAUCUGCUCUGUUAAUCACAUGAACUAUGUUGAGAAAAAAAGAGAUUUAUAUUUCAUGUGUUUCGGUGUCAUGAUGGUGCCCCGUAUCUCUGCAUUCAUUUGUCAGAAUACUGGUAGUUCUCAGUGUAGAUGGAGAACUUUCCCUCAAAGACCCCUUUAUCCUGCUUUUUAAUAAUAAAAAAACAAAACACUGACAAUAUUUUAAACUGAAAAAAGAAAAGACAAUGUGACUUCAUGACGUAUCAUGCAAAACUAAUUUAAUCAAAAAUAUUUAGGUUUCUGGAGUUCCCACCAACCCACAAACAGAAAACAUGUGAUUCAACAAGCCAAUCAGAUUUGUCGUCCCUUCUAUGUCACUUGCUAAUUAGAAUAAACUGACCACGGCUUGAGAACAACCUUUGCACAGGUGUGACAUAUUGUUCUCUCAAGCCAAUCAGAGCAAGCUGUUUUUGGGGGAGAAGGUCUUAAAGAGACAGGCGCUAAAACGAAGCAUCUCAGCCAGAGGGUGAAUACAGGUGUAUUCAGACAGACAGUAUAAGCAGAAUAAUGUGGUGUUUUUUUUUUUAUAUUAAAGCAUGCAAACAUACUCUUGUAGAAACCAAAAAAUACAAGUAUGAAUCCUAAAAUGAGUAUGACGUGUCUCCUUUAAAGUGAAACUCUGCUUUUCCAGACAGAAAGAGGACUGAGUGAUGAAUCGUAGUGAACUGACCCUUUAAAUCAGGCUUGACGAACACAUAACCAUGUCUGCCUCCGUCGUCACAGCCGGGCCAGUUAUUACGAGUUAUUUCUCCCGUCCUGGAAAAGUACCGAAACAUUUUGAAUAAGCAUCUGUUUCUUAAAAUAUUCCCUCACGCUGACCCCUUUUCAAACAGCUUAACUGAUCUAAUUCUCUGCUCCCCUUGUGGAUUAGCUCAGUGUCAUUGGAGAAAGGGCUAAUCAUAUCAUCUGUGGGUUUACCUGUGAAACCAUGACAACGGUCUGUAAUCGCUUCAAGGUAAAAUAACUUUAACAGAAGGAUUGGAUCUUUACCCACCGAGUCUUACUAUCAUAUCAGGGGUUCUGUAAUUAUUUUACUGUUUUGAUUGUUUAGAUCUGUGUUACAUCGCUGCAAGAAAGAUGGCCUACAUUUGUGAGGCUUACGCUGGUGUAUCUUUGAAUAUCCAUCUAACUAAUCUGUAAAUCAGUUAAUCUCACAGACAGAAAACACUGAUGAGUCACACUGUCAGGCUGCAGACGUCGUUUCAUCAGCGCAGCAUCAAACUGCUCGUCUUCAAAGUGGUCUGGAAGUUGAACCUCUCUCUCUGUCUCUCUCUCUCUCUGUACAUCCUUUUUACAAUAAAAGUGUUUUUUUUAAAACGUCA